AGUGGCGAGCGCCGAGCUGCAAAGCAGACAGAAAUUUAAAGUGCCAUAGAUUCCUUGCUCCUAUAUUGAAGCGGGGAACCAGCUCUUCAUGAAACCCUAUCAUCAAAAGGCAAGGGCAAGAGCUGCAGAGGAGGGAAUCUUUGUGCAUGUUUGCGUAUAAAAUCUUUAAAGCGCAAUCCAGGCCUACGUUACUCCGCCACGUCCCACAGCGCUGCUCCAAGAUUUUGUUCUCUGCGCAAUUCCCAUCCCUCGAUCGCAUCCCCCCAUCACCCUUUCUUGUUCCCCACCUCCAGCACCACCAUAUAUAUACCUGCCCCAACUAACAGGAAAAACCAACUCCCGGAAAUGGCGGCAACCAAGUUUGUGCUGGCAUUCGCUAUAUGCCGGUUAAUCGUGACCGUAGGAUUCACGGUGGUGCCCGUGGAACUCCUCCGUCUCGGAAUCGAAGGCCGGCUGAGCGUGGAGACGUCCGACGUGGAAAAGGCGUCUGCAGAUUUCGGAAUGCUGACGAGAGCGGUGCCCCUGGCAGUCAUGGAGCCGGGGUCGGCGGAGGACGUGGCGCGGCUCGUGGAGGCGGCUUACGAGUCGGCGCAGGGGUUCACGGUGUCGGCUCGUGGACACGGGCACUCGAUAAACGGGCAGGCUCAGGCGAGAAAGGGGGUGGUGGUAGAGAUGAGCAGUAGGAAGAGAAUGAUGAGAGUGUGGGAGAAGGGAAGGUACGUGGACGUGUGGGGAGGGGAAUUGUGGAUAGAUGUGUUGAAGGCUACUCUGGAGUAUGGGUUGGCACCAAAGUCGUGGACUGAUUAUCUGUAUUUGUCUGUGGGCGGAACCCUAUCCAACGCCGGCAUUAGUGGCCAGACCUUCAAUCAUGGCCCUCAGAUUAGCAAUGUCUAUGAGCUCGACGUCGUUACCGGUAAAGGUGAGCUGUUGACUUGUUCAGAAGAGCGCAAUACGGAGUUGUUUCAUGCCGUUCUCGGAGGUCUUGGACAAUUUGGCAUCAUCACAAGAGCUAGAAUUGCUCUUGAGCCAGCUCCGCACAGGGUUCGUUGGAUACGAGUCCUGUACUCCAAUUUCUCAGCCUUCACCAAAGACCAAGAGUUUCUAAUCUCGCUGCAUGAGAAGCCAUCAAAGGAGAGAUUCGACUACGUGGAAGGAUUUGUGAUCGUAGAUGAAGGACUGAUCAAUAACUGGAGGUCCUCUUUCUUUUCACCAAGUAACCCGGUGAAAAUAGAAUCCCUCAAAUCGGACGAGGGUGUCUUGUACUGCUUGGAGAUUACCAAAAAUUACCAGCAUGAGGAUGCUGAUAUUAUUGAUCAGGAAAUAGAGGCGAUGCUUGAAGAGUUAGAUUUCAUACCGAAAACGGUGUUCACAACAGACCUGCCAUACGUGGAUUUUCUAGACCGAGUGCACCGGGCGGAGGUGAAGAUGAGAUCCAAGGGUUUGUGGGAAGUGCCGCAUCCGUGGCUGAACUUUUUUGUUCCGAGAUCAAGGAUCGCGGAUUUCGACAAGGGCGUGUUCAGGGGCAUUCUGGGAAAUAAGACCAGUGGGCCCAUCCUCGUCUACCCCAUGAACAAGAACAAGUGGGACCAGCGGAGCUCGGUGGUGACGCCAGAGGAGGAGGUCUUUUACCUGGUGGCAUUUCUGAGAUCAGCUGUGGACCGCCAGGCGCUGCGCAUGCUGAGCGAUCAGAACCGCCAGAUUCUGAGCUUCUGCCGUGACGCCAGCAUCGAGGUGAAACAGUACCUGCCCCAUUACGCCACCCAGGAGGAGUGGAGGGACCACUUUGGCGAUAAGUGGGCCCGCUUUUCUCACCUGAAGGCGCUGUACGACCCCCGGCGCAUCUUAGCCUCAGGCCAGCGCAUUUUCAAGCCCCUCACCGCCGCUACCUCCGAUAUGUGAAUACAAAACGACAAGAUUGGAGGGUGACGGCAAGGCCAAAUUAUACGUCGUUUUGCAUGGCCUUGUAGAGUGCCCGUUUCACUCUUUACCUAUUCUAGAUUCUAGUUGCUACUUGCCUUGCUUCUCAGCUCCUUGUACAUAUUACGA
This is a messenger RNA of Neltuma alba, 2046 nucleotides long. Its product is annotated as cytokinin dehydrogenase 5-like. The transcript has 5 exons. The coding region runs from base 346 to 1899 and encodes 517 amino acids. Gene Ontology annotation, biological process: cytokinin metabolic process. The record is from RefSeq and is a predicted model, not a curated record. Lineage: Eukaryota; Viridiplantae; Streptophyta; Magnoliopsida; Fabales; Fabaceae. Gene Ontology annotation, molecular function: cytokinin dehydrogenase activity; FAD binding.